This is a messenger RNA of Phycodurus eques (leafy seadragon), 4443 nucleotides long. RefSeq names its product amphiphysin (gene amph). Gene Ontology annotation, biological process: synaptic vesicle endocytosis. Bases 47 to 3835 code for a protein of 1262 amino acids. The transcript has 21 exons. Gene Ontology annotation, molecular function: phospholipid binding; protein binding. The record is from RefSeq and is a predicted model, not a curated record. NCBI's taxonomy places the organism in Eukaryota, Metazoa, Chordata, Actinopteri, Syngnathiformes, Syngnathidae. Gene Ontology annotation, cellular component: cytoplasm; plasma membrane; synaptic vesicle.
ACUCGACGCUGUCUUCACACUAAUCCGCGGAUGUCAGUACGGCGUCAUGGCGGACAUCAAGACGGGAAUCUUCGCCAAAAAUGUGCAGAAAAGGCUGAACAGAGCGCAGGAGAAGGUGCUGCAGAAGCUAGGAAAAGCAGACGAGACCAAAGAUGAACAGUUUGAACAAGUUGUCAUCAACUUCAGGAGACAAGAGUGUGAAGGUUCGCGGCUGCAGAGGGAGAUGAAGGCCUACAUGUCUGCUAUUAAAGGGAUGCAGCAGGCCUCCAUCAACUUGACUCAGUCGCUCCAUGAGGUCUACGAGCCAGACUGGCAUGGAAAAGAUGAUGUCAUGACCAUCGGCAAGGACUGUGAUGCAUUGUGGGAAAACUUUCACAAUAAGCUGGUGGACUCGACACUGCUGAAUCUGGACGCAUACUUGCUACAGUUUCCUGACCUGAAGACCCGUGUGGCCAAAAGGAGCCGAAAACUCAUUGACUACGACAGCGCUCGUCAUCACGUUGAAACUCUGCAGACGACCGGGAUGAAAAAUGACCGCAAGAUUCUCAAGGCUGAUGAGGAGCUCAGAAAGGCCCAGAGAGUGUUCGAUGAGCUCAACGCUGGUCUGCAGGAUGAACUUCCAACUCUUUGGGACAGUCGAGUUGGAUUCUACAUCAGCACUUUCAAGAGCGUGACGAGUCUGGAGGCCAGAUUUCACCGUGAGAUUUAUCUGGUGUGUAAGCAGCUGUAUGAAGUGAUGAUGCAACUUAGUGAACAACACGCUGACAAAAUGUUCACCAUCCAAGGAGCACCAAGUGAUGCGGGCCCGCUGCGGCUCGCUCGGACGCCGUCUCCACCAGAAGACGAAAGUCCACCUGAGAGUCCGGACGCCGGUUCCAAUCACAUGCUCCGCCCAGUCUCUCCUGGACCUCCACGUCCCAAAUCUCCAAUGCAGAUGAAAAAGGGACCCCCAGUGCCUCCGCCCCCCAAAGUCACACCUUCCAAAGAGGUGGUGGAGGAGCAAAUCAUUGAUCUGUUUGGAGGAGAGUUUUUACCGGCACCGUCACCAUUGCAGCCCAAUGAGAGGCCAGGAGAAUCUCUCCUCGAUAUGGAUUUCGACGCCUUCCAGCCAGAUGAAAGUGUGUCGCCAGUACCGCAGACUGUUGUACCUUGGGAUACGUGGUCGGCACAGUCAGCCCAGACCGCUUCAGAAAGUGGCUUUGUCGCCGAUUGGUCAGCUGACUUUAGUUCAGCGACCAGCAACGGAGAGGCUGCCGCAGGGGAGGCCGCUACAGGAGCUCCAGAAGGUACAGAGCAAGGGGAUCAAGGAGGCGAAGAAGAUAGAGCCAUGUCACCUCCUCCUCUACCUCCUUCUGCCAAGGACAGUGAGGCAGCAGAGGAUGAGGUUAGCAGCCGGGAUGACCUGUCUGAAACGCACCCCAACCUUCUCUAUGCUGCUGAAUUGGAAACGGGGCAGGCAGAGUCUGAGGGAAAUAAGCCAGGGGAGGGAGUUCACAAGAAGUCCACCCCUGGGCUCCUGUUUACCGAUGAGUUUGGUAAAGAGAUUGAGGACAGCUCCAAAUGCAUGACAGAGAAGUGGUCCAGGUCUCCCGAAGGCUCGGGAUCAGAAUACGAAACCGCAGAAGAAUGGGCCGAUGGGGUUCAGUGUGGGGGCUGGGCAAGUGCAGACGACGAACCUUCACGUGAAUAUCACCCUGAUGCUAAAAACGCAGAGUCGCUCCCGGAUAUCACAGGAAGUAGAAGUGGUGCUCAAGCAGACAAAAGUCUGAAUGUUGAGGAAAACACAGCAAAUGUCAUGUCGGGAAAUGCUGGAAGUAGGGAUAUACCAACCUGGUCUGAAAGACAGGAGGGAGGUGUGUUUGACAGUGAUCCUUUUACAGAAACACAGGGAGCAAGCAAGUUUCAUAACAAUCGUUUGGCAGAAACACAGGAAGGAGUUGCGUUUGAGUCUGAUGCUUUUACCGAAACACAAGGAGGAGGUGCGUUUGAUUCAGACCCUUUUGCUGAAACACAGGCCGGAGGAGCGUUACAAUCAGAUCCUUUUGCCGAAAGGCAGGAAGAAGGAGCGUCAGAGUUAGAUUAUUUUGCUGACAUUCAGGGGGGAGGUGCGUUUGAUUCAGACCCUUUUGCUGAAACACAGGCCGGAGGAGCGUUCCAAUCAGAUCCUUUUGCCGAAAGGCAGGAAGAAGGAGCGUCAGAGUUAGAUUCUUUUGCUGACAUUCAGGGGGGAGGUGCGUUUGAUUCAGACCCUUUUGCUGAAACAGAGGCCGGAGGAGCGUUCCAAUCAGAUCCUUUUGCCGAAAGGCAGGAAGAAGGAGCGUCAGAGUUAGAUUCUUUUGCUGACAUUCAGGGGGGAGGUGCGUUUGAUUCAGACCCUUUUGCUGAAACAGAGGCCGGAGGAGCGUUACAAUCAGAUCCUUUUGCCGAAAGGCAGGAAGAAGGAGCGUCAGAGUUAGAUUCUUUUGCUGACAUUCAGGGGGGAGGUGCGUUUGAUUCAGACCCUUUUGCUGAAACAGAGGCCGGAGGAGCGUUACAAUCAGAUCCUUUUGCCGAAAGGCAGGAAGAAGGAGCGUCAGAGUUAGAUUCUUUUGCUGACAUUCAGGGGGGAGGUGCGUUUGAUUCAGACCCUUUUGCUGAAACACUGGGCAGAGGUGUGUUUGACUCUGACCCUUUUGCUGAAACACAGGCAGGAGGAGCAUUAGAUUCAGAUCCUUUCAACAAAACACACGAUCGAGGAGCAUUGGAUUCAGAUCCUUUUGCCAACAUUCAGGGAGGAGGUGUGUUUGAUUCUGACCCUUUUGCUGAAACAAUAGGCAGUAGUGUGUUUGAUUCAGAACCUUUUGCUGAAACACAUGAUAAAGGUCCAUUUAAAUGUGUUCCUUUUGGCGAGACUCAGGUUGGAGAUAAGGCAGAUUGUUUGAGGUUAGAAGCCAGUUUAAAGGUGAAGUGUUUUGUGGUCUCUGGAGGCCGAGGAAGCAGUUGGGAACCUUUUGCAAACAGUCUAUGUACAGCAUCGUCAGAUGCUGUGGUUGAUAACGUGUUCAGGAAGCAAGUUGGCAAGAGCAGCUGCUUUGACUUUCCUAAUGAACACAGAAGCUCAACCACGGAAGUGCAAGAUGUAAAUCUUCCCCAAGUCUGCAAGGAACCAGAAAGUUCCGACAUCUCCGAAGAUGAGGCUGCAAACCUGAGAUUUGGAAAAAUGUACCAAGCUGUAGCUAAAGAAAAGGAAGAGGAUGCCCCUUGCCCAUCAUUGUUUGCUGAUUUUGAUCAAAUGGCUUCAGAGAUGCCAAAUUCUGCACCUCCUGCUGGUGAAGAACCCCUGCCAGUGCACCCUGCUGCUGAAGAAAAUACAGCAGUGAGUUGUGGCUCUCCGCUGGAAGAAAACCUUUCUGAUCUGGAUUCAGUUCCGGUAGAAAAGAAGCAAAGUCCUACGGAUGAAAUUUCGGAAACCAUGGCCAUCCCAUCUGUAGUGAUUGAGCCCGCCUCCAGCAACGAAGGUGAUGAUGAUAGGGAUGCGGACAUCAUCUCGCCCUCCGCUAUCGGCGACAACGGCGUGGUGGUUGACAAACCCCCAAUCAAACCCACAAGCUCGUCUCCUGGGGGACUCCCUGGUGACUUCCUGUACAAGGUGGAGACGAUGCAUGACUUUGAGGCAGCAAACAGUGAUGAGCUGGACCUGAAGCAAGGUGAUGUGGUCUUGGUGCUUCCCACUGCCUCAGUGGAGGAUCAGGAAGCAGGCUGGCUGACAGGAUUCAAGCAAAGUGACUGGAUGAUGCUGGGAAUUGGAGCUCAGAAGGGACUUUUCCCAGAAAAUUUUACACAGCGUUUAGAGUGAGAAGACUUCCCACCCACAUGUACACAAAGCGUUCAAAUUCACUGCUGGAGUUUUCCCAGGAUCAACCCUCACGUGAUCUGAUAUGGGAUUGCCCACACCUACCCCCACCCUGCCCUAUUUCAAGGAAACAAAAUAGGGACCAGUGUUUGUGUGAGCAUGUUCCCAUCUAAAAAAAGGUAUAAAUCAUUUCUGAAGACAAACAAAGUGUAUUGAUUUUUGUCCCCCAAAAGUGUAACACUGUUUAAGCACACUCCAGAGUCCCAAAUUCCUUUUUCAGUUACCAUUGAUGUGUUGUGCUCGAUCACAUUAAUUUGUGUGGCUGUGCUCAUAGUUUGUUAGAUCAGUUUAGUGUGGCAACAAGUUGUAACAUUUCAUAGUUAUUUCCAAAAAUAUAUUGUUAAAAAACGCCAUUGUUAUUUAAAUAUGCACAAGUAAUGUGGAAAUGAAAUAGUAUUUUAAAAUAGUAAACAUUCAUCUGAUUUCAAUGGAGGAAUGAAAUAUGAAGAUAAAUGAAUAUAUGAAUAUUCAACAUAUGGAUAAAAGGAUAUGUGUUAUUAGAUAGUGAGAUGAUAUUACUGUAUUGUAUUGUCAAAAUAAAGUUCUUUCCA